UGGUACGCGGGUCGUGGUUCGUCUGGCGAUAAGUGGGUUCGUGGAGCACAAUCAGCUUCAUUGUGACGAUUGACGAUCGUGAAUAAGGGGCGAAGCUCUAGUGGUGCACGCAAUCUAGUGAGCAUCGGCAAAAAUUGCAAGUGUACACAUGCGAAACAUGUGCUGCUGUCCACCGGAAGAGAAAACAAGUAGAGAAACCAUCAUAGAGUAGGCGAUGAAAUGGUUUAAAAAUCGAUCGAUUGAUCACACUCUGUAACGUUUCUAUUCGGAUGUUGAUCAAUGAAUCAGCUGUAAAUAAUGAGUCAGUAGCCAGUAGCAUCGCACAUCUUUCCUUCUGCACCUGCACCAUUCAAUUAAGGCUGUUCACUUUCACUUGUUCUUUUUUAGUAAUUAUCUCCUUUCCUCACUGUUGCUUCUUUGGAGUAGCUUUAUUACAUAUUUAAAAGCAUUUCUCUUAAUCCUUCCCUUUCAUAUAAUAGUUCAUACCUUCUUCAAAGGUUUGUAAUCAAUUUUGCUGAUCUGACAGAAAUUCAGGUGGGCUCGUCAGCAUCCAACAUAUUACCGUAUUACCGGUAUGAAUCCAGAGAAAUGACAAAAAUUUCCGGAUAUUAACACCUUGCGGACCGGUUUUUCCUACCGACUCCUCGUGGACAAGAGUUUUCAAAAGAGCACCCCGGCGAAAGAAAGUAGAUUACGUCGUUUACAACUCAACUCACAGCUGACUCACCGGCACCGUUUGGCAACCGGUGCACGCUUGAUUGAUCUUAAAAAAACCCUCCCAAAGAACCGGAUGCCAGUGAAGGGCAGUUUAUGAUGGGUGACCAUACCUUAACGUCUGUGAUAUCACGGGCAUGGAAUGCAUUUCUGCACAGGUUCCCAAUGACACGAUCCGGGAUACAGGUGCGGUGUGUAUGGUUAUAUAAAUUCCAUCAACGCUCGGGCACGAUCCUGGAUGGAUGUUGAAUCGGUGUAAUAACCAGCUUACGGUCCCAGUGAGUCAUCCUAGCCAAUGCGGGAACCUUCUUUGUUUGGUGUUUAAAUGGAUUUUUGUGGGUCAAGCAUAGAGUGCUUUAAAUUGCCAUUUUUGGAUGUACUGAGGCAGUAUUAAUUCGACGAGAUCAACCACAGAAUUUUUAUUUACAAAAACGGUUAGUUUUUGGCGAUAUGCGGAACACUUCACGAUCCAAAUAAGAAUGACACGAAUGUCGAAUUAUUAAAGAGCAAAAUUUUGCCGACAGUACAGGUUAUUAAUAUAUAAUUUAUCUCCAUACCCCAAAGAAAAAACUUAGGUUUAUUCGUCUUUUUUAGCACCAUUUACUACCCCCUUAUUUACAUCCCCGUAUCAAGGCGACAUCAUUCCAAAAUUUUAAAAAUUUAGUCACUCGAUCGUUUGCUAUCUUUGCUGCUUGAAGAAGGAAAAAAUAUAAGCGGACACUUCCUAAUCGGAUCCUGCUACAACAUGCCCAACCUCCACGGAUUCUAAGAACCAUCCGAUGACGACGGGUCCGAGUAACAAGAAGACAAAUCUCACCCGAUAGCCACGAAACAGAAGACAAAAAAACGAUCAUUUCGUUUCGCUUCCUUUUGCGUUGCGCCAGUGCAAUGUGCGAGAACCUCGAACGCGUAACGCGUCCUGUUGCCGAUCGGUUCGAUCGGUACGCGGGUAGAAUUAAUUAUGCCAUUGUAUCGAGAAUCGGGCGAAUGUUUGUUUGUGCGUUUUACCUUCGCUCUGCCUCCUACAUCGCAACCGAACCGAUCGGUGUCCAUUCACUGGGGGGAGAGCGGGUUGGUCCACACGCGAACGAUACGGUGACCGCACCGACUGUGUCCGCGUCUUUUACUUCACAAACUUAUGGUUUGACCAUUGCCUUUUUCGCGCUAAUGCCCGGUAUGCAAAUGAACCGGUUCCGUACUGUGUUCCCGGCGGCGGCGGGAACAGUUUUCUUCUCUGUCGCGUAUUAGGUUUUUUUUGUGAUGAGUUUUUUUGUUUUUCGAAAACUUUUUUGUUUAGUUGUGUAUUUUGUUAUUUUGUGUGCGUUUUUUUGUUUUUGUUGUUUAUUGCCCAUUUGUGACGCAAAGUGUUUUCUUUGAUGAAAUUUCGUUACCCGUUCUUGAGGGUUAGUUUUACAUCGAGAAGCGAACGGAAAACGUGGUGCCACUGGUAUCCCCGUGGUUUAAAUAGAAUAUGACAUAAUUAAAAACAUAGGCGCACGACUUGAUCUUAUCUACCGAUCCUUAUGGGUUUUAGUGAUUAGAUUGUAAAUCGCUUCCGUGAUAAAAAAAAAACAUUUCUUUUGGGUCACCAACAAGCAUUGCGACAGUAAAGCAGUGAAUGGAUUGAUUGAUUACCUUUUGUCCAGUUUGUUUGAAGAUAAAACUAAGUGCAGUGUGUUGAACUAUCAGUUUAGAAACAUGAAACCAGGCUAAGAAUAUUCUACUCGCAUAUAGUAGUGUUUAACAUCAGUGUGUUCAACUUUAGUCAAAUUUUUUAUUAAGUAAACCCAACGCGUUCAAGUAUGCCAUAAUGGUGCCCAUACCGAGUAAAGACGUGCAGUAACAAAUCAAUCUAGCUCUCAACCACCCAAAGCCGGUGUUAGUCCUUAUAGAGAAGGUCUCUUGUUCAUCAGGCCUUAUACUCAGCUAGUCGAUGCCGGAAACAAGUGCAACUAGUCGUCGUAAAGCAGCAGCAGCAGCAGCCAUUAAUAGCGAUCGGUACAUCAGGAACGGUACACGAUCGCGAAGAUGAUGACCGAACGGCGGAGCGAUUUUGUGCUAAAAUCCGGCUAUAUGGUGAAACGGUCCCAAAACAAAAAACGCUUCACGCCGGUCAACUACAAGACGCGCUGGUUCGAGCUGACGCGUUUCUAUCUCUCGUACUAUGAUAUUGGAAAUUUGGAGAAACGACGCGAACGGGGCAGAAUUAGUGUGAAGGGUGUGCGGCUCGUUGAACCAGCUCUACUGCACGGUGAAGGUGGCGAUGCAGCAGCACCGGAUGGAUAUCCUUUUCAAGUAGGAUACUGCGAAAGUGACGGCAUCUUCCCGGGAACGACACUGCCACAGUAUACGCUCUAUCUGGUGGCGGAUAGCGAAAAGGAACGUACCGAGUGGAUCUCGUCGAUACGGAAAGUCUGCGAGGAAUAUAGUCCGAAGUCGUUCAGCUACCAUCUGGGACUUUGGCUGGGCAGGAAGUGGUCCUGCUGCAGAAGCUUAAAUCGUCGAGCGCUCGGAUGUCAGGUGGCAACGGUAUGGCCGGAGUACAACAAUAAUCCAAGUACUGGAAGCUCUCCUGCCCAAAAUUCUACCCGAAGUACCAGCCCCAACGUGCCGAACGGUCACCUGCCGUUGCCCCAGCAGCAAUCGCAGGUUCAUCCCCAGCAGCAGCAACUGCAACAUCACUCCGGUACGGUGCCGGUGCUUCAGGCGCACCAGCAACAGGCACCGCAGCCCACACAGCACCCGCCGCAGCAGCAGCAGCAGCAUUCCCAGUCCCAUUCGCCCUCGCUGCCGCACUCGGCCCAACAGCAAGUGCACCUUCAGCAGCAGCAACAGCAGCAGCAGGCUGCCCUACAGGCGGCCCUCCAGCAACAACCGCCCCAACUGCAGCAGCAAACAUCACAACAGUCAUCCCAUCAUCUUAACAGCAGCUCGAGCAGCUUAGGCAACAUAACGCCCACCUUCGUCGCACAGCCACAGUCUCCGACUGUGAAUUCCUUUAAAACGGCGUCCCUCAACGGUGUUGGUUUGCACGUGAACGGAGGAGGGGAUUUAAAUAUGCCCGGUGGUCCAACAGUAACGCCUGGAACACCGAACACAAAGGCAAAGGAUGUAUCACCACGGGUGAAGAUCGUCGUUGCGCUCUACCCCUUCAAGGCGAUCGAAAGUGGUGAUCUUUCCCUCGAAAAGAAUGCCGAAUAUGAGGUGAUCGACGAUUCACAGGAGCAUUGGUGGAAGGUAAAGGAUCAGCAUGGCACAAUCGGGUACAUUCCGAGCAACUACGUCAAGGAGAAGGAGCUGCUCGGACUGCAAAAGUACGACUGGUACGUGGGCGACAUGUCCCGGCAGCGUGCGGAAUCACUCCUGAAGCAAAACGACAAGGAAGGCUGCUUUGUGGUGCGCAAAUCAUCCACCAAGGGUCUUUACACACUAUCGCUACAUACCAAAGUACCACAAUCGCACGUGAAGCAUUACCAUAUCAAGCAGAAUGCUCGCAGUGAAUUUUACCUAUCCGAAAAGCACUGCUGUGAAACGAUUCCGGAUUUGAUAAACUACCAUCGCCAUAACUCCGGUGGGCUUGCCUGUCGCCUUAAGACGUCACCGUGCGAUCGUCCAGUGCCACCGACGGCUGGUUUAUCUCAUGACAAAUGGGAAAUUCAUCCCUCGGAAUUGAUGAUCCUGGAGGAGCUCGGUUCUGGACAGUUCGGUGUGGUACGGCGUGCCAAAUGGCGUGGAUCCAUCGAUACGGCCGUCAAGAUGAUGAAGGUUGGCACCAUGUCGGAGGAUGAUUUCAUUGAGGAAGCAAAAGUUAUGACUAAACUUCAACAUCCCAACCUGGUGCAGCUGUAUGGUGUUUGCUCGAAGCAUCGACCCAUCUACAUCAUCACCGAGUACAUGAAGCAUGGAUCUCUGCUGAACUACCUACGAAGGCACGAGCAAUCGCUGAUUGGAAACAUGGGACUGCUGCUGGAUAUGUGUAUACAGGUCUGCAAGGGCAUGUCCUAUCUGGAGCGUCAUAACUACAUACAUCGCGAUUUGGCUGCACGCAAUUGUUUGGUCGGUUCGGAAAACACAGUAAAGGUGGCAGACUUUGGCCUGGCGCGGUAUGUGCUGGACGAUCAGUACACAAGCUCCGGUGGUACCAAGUUCCCCAUCAAAUGGGCCCCACCGGAGGUACUAAACUAUACGCGCUUCUCCUCCAAGAGUGAUGUUUGGGCAUACGGUGUUCUGAUGUGGGAAGUGUUCACGUGUGGCAAGAUGCCGUACGGUCGCCUAAAAAAUACCGAAGUCGUCGAACGUGUCCAGCGCGGCAUCAUACUGGAAAAGCCCAAAGCGUGCGCAAAGGAAAUUUAUGAUGUCAUGAAAAAGUGCUGGUCCCACAGUCCCGAGGAUCGUCCCGGAUUCCGAAUACUGAAAGAUCAGCUUGCCGCCGUCGCCCAGGGACUCACGGAUUAGAAGAGUAGCGGUUCUAGAGUUGAUUGAGUGGCAUUUUACGUUACACUCGAUGCGCCUAACUUUAAGCUAGUUCGAUAAGCUCGAUAGCUCGAAAAUGUCUGAAUCGAUAACUAAGCGAUGGCAAGCGUUAAUCUCUUCUUUAAUCUUCUUUUGUUUGAUUACGAAUGUAUGUUCUUUUUUUUUGUAAAAACAAUAUCUCUAGACGAGGUAAUUUAGCAAACCGGGUUAGUUCUGCCAGCGUAAACCUUUUAUUUUAGGACACCGUCACUUAACGCAAACCUUUAAACAGAAGCUGCGUUUAAGCAAGACAUUCGGCGGAGGAAUUGAAAGUGAACAUAGAGUGCCAGAUUUAUAUGUUCUAGUAUACGUUUGGGUUCCGUGUGUACACGGGUGAAGGCAUCGUGCGGUACGCUAUCCGGUUCUGUUUCAGUAAGCGAUAAACUUUUCAAACAUUAAUGGAAUCAUUAAAAUGACUGAGCGAAGCUAAGAGCUAAUGUAUGAGUACAGACGAUAGCGAAUAACAAUAAACCGUGUGCGAAUACUUGCUUCCUAUGCGGUAGGGUCCGCAUCUUUAAACAUUACUAUCGUUAUAUCGUAAAGCUAUGAUAUACUAUCUAUAACAUACACAACUGUAACUAUGCUGCGGACGCGACGGUGUGCACAUAUGUUCGGAAUUUCGCGAGUGAUAUAAAGUGAUUGGAAGAAGCACACCAGAGCAACCAGACAUCACACGAUGCUGCGAGUAUUCCAACCGUUUGUAUGCGGUAUUAGAUUGUGCAGACAUACUAACAAAACAUACACACACAAAACACGAAAUCUAUCGUAACAUACCAGGUCUCUUAUAACUAAACAAAACCAUGGGAAAUUGUAAGGAAAAGUGAAAUCAAACGUAACGUAUUCGGCGGCGAGCACCAUUUGCUGCUCUUAAACCCGCUAAGCUAGAUUAAUGAACUAAUCGCAAAAAACAACGGCAGCCAACCGUGCUGCAUUGAUGGGAACAUUUGUAGGAAGUAUUUAAGUGAUAUUUAAGAUUAUAUUUACCUGUUUCCUCUCCGUUCUCAAGUCUUCAUCUCACGCGAAGGAGCUUUGUAUUGGAUAUGCAUUUCCUAUCCUUUGUUUGCUUUAUUGUAUAUAGGUUACUGAUUUGUGAACUGUAAAAGCGAACUGGAUUAACUUUUUUUCUUCCUUUCCAAUUUUUACUUAGUUAAUGUAUCGAUUGUCUUACGUUCAUGGGCACUGCCCAUUAUCUCACCUCAACCGUUAGUGAAUUGUAUCUUUCUCAUUUUGAUUUACUUGAUGUUAGAAGGUAAAUGUUUUGAUAAUUCAAUUUCGGCAAACAUUUGCCAUCGUCCGCAGGGAUGAAUAUUUGAGCAGGUUGUCCGUGGUGUUACUACCAUAGAUAGAAUUACGUUUUAUUAUUUAAUUAUCAUCAUCAUCGUUCAAUAAGCAAGGCAGCGGGUGUGUGCACCCGUACGGCUUACGAUCUUUGCCCAAUAAUGAUGAUACCGAAUUACCGAUGAAACUCAAACUAUAGUAGAGCGAUCUAUCCGUAGCAGGCAGAAAAAAAACGGUGGUAAGCUCCGCUUCUACUGAUACUAUUACUAUGAACUACUACUAUUACCUUUACUACCUAAGCAAACAGUUAAUAUAUCAAAUCAAACACGUACGAUCGCUACGAUACUGUGUGCGAGAGGAACCGAAAUUGCCAUUCGUUUUGUUUUGUUUGAUGUUCAGAGCAAAUAAUGCAACACAACAGUCAGAUCCAGAUCGACCAGUAGCUAUAUCGAUGGUGUUGUAACUUACGUCCGAUGAUGUGGUGUUGCUAAAUGGAUUUGAAAUCAAAAUGGAAACGAACAGUCGUCAGAUGUAAAUCCGUCAGAUCACCCGCUAGGAGGGAUGUAGCGAUGAGAUAGCAAUAUCGAUAAACGAAGGGAAAUAAUAAUAAUACAAAACAGAAAGAAUCACACACAAACACGAACCCAAUGGCGUUAAAGCGUUGGUGGUAUAAACUAGUAACUACAGUUAGCAUAGAUAUCAAAAUGUCAGCGUAAACGCGGUAAAGCAAAAAAAUGCAGAAUACAAUAACAAAACCAUUUACGGGAAAGCAAGCUAAUCAGCUAAUAGUCGUUAAAUCGUUUUUUGUUUUGGUUUGAGUAGCGUACGAAGCAUUCGCAAGAACCGACAAAACAAUUCAAGCAAACUGCUGACGGAUGAUGAAAUAAGAAGAGAAAAGAGAGAGAGGAAAUACAGCAAAAAAAAACAAAACAUAUGCAGUGGAUUAACAAUAUCAAAAAAAGAAGAAACAAAAACAAAAGCUAAUCUAAUGCUUUGAGAAGUGAUUGAAACACGAAGGCCCAAAAAGGGAAACACUCUGCAGGUUUAAAAGCAAUGUUUAACGACGUUUAAACCCAACUUGAUCGCCGGUUUGAAUUUCGCGACGGAACAUUUGCAGCAGUGCGUUUGAAUGCAAAAUAAGAGGGCGGAAAAAAACGGAGCAAAACAAAAUAUGCCGAUACCGAUGGAAAUCUUAUUGGAUAGAUGUCGAUCCAUUUUUUUUACACUACAAAUAAACAAAAAAGCAAAAUGUCUUGUAUGAAAUGAAA
Molecule: messenger RNA, 7772 nt
Organism: Anopheles funestus (African malaria mosquito)
Lineage: Eukaryota; Metazoa; Arthropoda; Insecta; Diptera; Culicidae
Product: tyrosine-protein kinase Btk29A-like
Exons: 14
Coding region: 2743-5169 (808 amino acids)
Biological process (GO): intracellular signal transduction; peptidyl-tyrosine autophosphorylation
Molecular function (GO): ATP binding; non-membrane spanning protein tyrosine kinase activity; protein binding
Source: RefSeq, a predicted model, not a curated record